Durotheca rogersii is the source of this 1897-nucleotide messenger RNA. RefSeq names its product putative MFS transporter. The transcript has a single exon. Gene Ontology annotation, biological process: transmembrane transport. Lineage: Eukaryota; Fungi; Ascomycota; Sordariomycetes; Xylariales; Xylariaceae. The record is from RefSeq and is a predicted model, not a curated record. Gene Ontology annotation, cellular component: membrane. The coding region runs from base 299 to 1813 and encodes 504 amino acids. Gene Ontology annotation, molecular function: transmembrane transporter activity.
CUCGACGGCUAGAUAACUCACUGUCUGGCCCCGAGCCAAUAAGCACAGGAGGCCUGGUUGAUUGGUAAGAUAACUAAUAGUCCCACAUUGCUUAGCACAUGCUACGUAGUAAUGUGCCUGUCUUUUUUCUUCUCGACCUUCCCUUGUGUUCCAUACGGGAAUUGCAAGGGGUGGCUUAUAAGAAGUCGACAUUCCUCCGGCGCUUUUUAACAGCCCGGUCGAUUCCUGCGACGAUGCACGCGCGCCAGGAAACCUCUCCCACCUUCAUCACCGGGUCUCAGGGCUGGCUGGCUGGGCGAUGGCUUCUUCCCAAAUUUCCCCUGCUGUGUUUCGGCAGAGAGACAAGCCGUCUGCACCCAAAGCUGGAGAGAAUGACGACGCCGUUUCCGAGCGUGCCUUUGUCGGACGAGGAGAGGGGGGAGAAGACGUGAGCAUCGUCGAGGAGUCUGCCGAGGACCGCCAGACACUCGAACGGCGCCUUAGGCGCAAGGUCGACUUGCGCCUCUGCACCAUCGCCGGCAUACUCUGCUCGUUAAAUUUGCUAGAUAGCGGCGUCAUCAGCUCCGCUUCGGUGACGUCCAUGCCGUCCGACCUGGACCUGACGGGCAAUCGGUUCAGCGUCAGCAUCUUCAUCUUCACUAUCUCGAGCAUCGCAUUCCAGCUGCCUUCGACGCUCGCCGUGCGCGCCUUUGGUCCGCGCCUGUGGUUCUCCUUCAUCACCUUCUGCUUCGGUCUCAUCACCAUGUGCACCGCCUUCAUCCAGACCUGGCGGCAGAUGAUUGCCCUACGCGUGCUUCUCGGCAUGGCCAUGAGUGGUAUCUACCCGGGCCUGACGUACUUGAUAUCGACCUGGUACCUGAGAGAAGAACAACAGACGCGCUUCGCCUUCCUCCAAAGCGGCGAAGUUAUUAUUCUUGCCACCGGCGGCAUCGUCAACUACGGACUCAACCAGUUGGAUGGCAGGGGCGGGAUCGCCGGCUGGCGGUACAUGUUCCUCGUCCAGGGACUGAUCUCGAUGGUCAUCGGGCUAGCGACGUACUUCUGGAUCGUCGAUUUCCCCGAAGAAGCCCAUCGGUCCUUCUACUUCCUCACGCCAGAAGAGCAGGAGCUCGCCGUCGCCAGAAUCCACGCGGACCGCAAGGACGUCGAGCCGGAUCCGUUUACCUGGGCUAAGGUCUUCGUGCAUGCCAAAGACCCCAAGGUAUACGGCUUUGCGUGCAUGUUCUUCCUGCUGAACCUCGUCUCUACCGCGUUAUCGUACUUCCUACCCAUCAUCUUGCAGAGCGGCAUGGGCUUCAGCGAGAACCAGUCGAUCCUGCUGUCCGCGCCGCCGUACUACUACGCCGUGAUCCCGGUGCUCCUGUCGUCCAUCGUCGGCGACAAGUACCGGCUGCGGGGGCCCGUGAUCGCCUUCAACUGCGCGACGCUGAUCGCCGGCUUCUGCAUGCUCGGUUUCUCGGGACAGGUCGUCGUGCGGUACGUGGGCACGUUCCUAGCGACGGGCGCGUACGUAAGCAACUGGGCCGCGCUGAGCGCGUACCAGGCCAACAACGUCGCGGGUCAGUGGAAGCGCGCCUUCACAGCCGCCGCCGUCACCGCUAUGAAUGGCGCCGGCGGCAUCGCCGGCAGCUUCAUCGUCCGCUCCCAGGAGGCGCCUCGCUACGCGACCGCCGUCUGGGUCUCCAUCGGCUCGCACAUCCUCAUCGUCGCCCUCGUCGCCGCAUUCUCCGUAUACUUCUAUUUCUCGAACAAGUUAGCGGCCUCGGGGAAGAUACUGCUCGAGCGCGUCGAAGGCUUCAGGUACACGUACUAGACGGCAGUCUGCCACUCUGUUUCCAGUCCCUGUGCCACCCCGCCCCUAACCCCGUCCGACCGGACACGCGAAUAUAGCCUUUCG